Pocillopora damicornis (cauliflower coral) is the source of this 731-nucleotide messenger RNA. Its product is annotated as phosphatidylglycerophosphatase and protein-tyrosine phosphatase 1. The record is from RefSeq and is a predicted model, not a curated record. Gene Ontology annotation, biological process: protein dephosphorylation. Gene Ontology annotation, molecular function: phosphatidylinositol-4,5-bisphosphate 5-phosphatase activity; phosphatidylglycerophosphatase activity; phosphoprotein phosphatase activity. NCBI's taxonomy places the organism in Eukaryota, Metazoa, Cnidaria, Anthozoa, Scleractinia, Pocilloporidae.
CUUUAGUUCCUGUUGGGAAUUUUCACUUUCCAGCUACACUGGAGCAGAAUGAUAUACUUCCUGUUCUCUGUGGCCGUCAUAUUUCCUUUCCGAAUGAUUGUGCGGAGAAGCAACACCUUCUCUUCGGAAACCUGUUGAAUUUGGGGUUGUUUUUACAGAACUUUCCCGAGAUGAUGAGCUCUUCACUAUUUGCGAGAGUGGCAUUUUACCCUUCUCUUCUCUGGGGAAUUGUAACAGAGAGUUCGACUAAAAGAUGGUAUGAUCGUAUAGACACUCACAUCCUCUUGGGUGCUUUGCCGUUUAAGAGUCAAACCAAAGAAUUGGUGGAAAAUGAAAAUGUCAGAGGAGUAGUAACCAUGAAUGAAGACUAUGAAUUACGAUAUUUUUCCAACAGCAAAGAGGAAUGGGCAAGUUGGGGAGUGACUCAGUUGCACUUGGCUACAGUGGAUUUUAAUAAUGCACCAUCCCAAGAGAUGCUUAGAAAAGGAGUUGAAUUCAUUGAAGAAAUGAACCAGAACCAAAACAGCGUAUAUGUUCACUGCAAGGCAGGAAGGGGACGCAGUGCCACACUUGCAACAUGUUACAUUAUGAAGGCCAAAAGGUUACAACCAAUGGAUGCUUACCAAUAUGUCAAGAGUAAAAGACCUCACAUACUUAUUGCCUCUCGGCAGUGGGCUGCUAUUGAACUGUUCUACGAGAACCUGUUAGAUCAAGGUCACCAUGAUGCAAUA